Messenger RNA from Poecilia reticulata (guppy), 703 nucleotides. RefSeq names its product ATP synthase inhibitory factor subunit 1b (gene atp5if1b). The record is from RefSeq and is a predicted model, not a curated record. Gene Ontology annotation, biological process: negative regulation of ATP-dependent activity. Gene Ontology annotation, molecular function: ATPase inhibitor activity. Lineage: Eukaryota; Metazoa; Chordata; Actinopteri; Cyprinodontiformes; Poeciliidae. Gene Ontology annotation, cellular component: mitochondrion.
GGCUGGUUUCUGUGGACAAGGGCAAACCGUCAGUGUCAGCGUUGUUUUUGUGCCUGACGGUCAAACAUGGCGAGGCUGUUGAGGUUAAACAUCAGGAGUUUUGUCACAUCCCAGCUGAGAAUGUCCUCCGAUCAGCUGGGUGAGCUGGGAAAAGGUGCGGGAAAAGGCGGAGGCGGCGGCGGCUCCAUCAGGGAGGCGGGCGGCGCCAUGGGGAAGAAGCAAGCUGCUGAGGAGGAAAUGUAUUUCAAGCGGAAAGAGCAGGAGCAGCUGGCGGCCCUGAAGCAGCAUCACCUGGAAGAAAUCGAUCACCACAAGAAGGAGAUCGAGCGCCUGCAGCGAGAGAUUGAUCGCCACAAGGGAAAGAUCAGGAAGCUGAAGCAUGACGACUAAGUGGAGCAGUCCAAAAAAAUUACAUUUAUUUUCCUUUGCCUUUAUUCAUAACACCUGUUGCUGCAUGCAUUUACCAGGCAGGACAUGAAUGUGUGGAAGUUGCUGUUGACUGAAAGUUAUUAAAUCUCCUCAUCUACUGAUGUUUUGGUUGAUUGCUGUAGUAACAACAUUGCAAUUUCUGAUCAGUGCAUUUUAUGUUUCAGAUCACAAACUGUCAUGAAGUACAGUUAAAACUGUGUUUGUCAACAUGAGCUUUUUGCAUCGUUUAAAUAAAUAAAAUUGUGCAUUAAACUGCAAGUUUGAAACACUUAAA